Molecule: messenger RNA, 473 nt
Organism: Geodia barretti
Lineage: Eukaryota; Metazoa; Porifera; Demospongiae; Tetractinellida; Geodiidae
Source: the annotation of a GenBank genome assembly
ACAGCUAAAACCGCGUCCGCGUGAAGUUUGCGCCCAGUUGGGACACGAGACAGGUCUGGACUACAAUGAUGGUCACUAUUCUCCUAAGUAUCUGCUCUUUGUUUAUUCUCUUCCCUUAUUCUCAUCAACAAAAUUAUAGUUUAAGUCUGUCGUUUAAUCAUCAAAGCAUCCCAUCAGAUGCCAGCGGGAGAGUCAGUGUAACUGAUAUCAGCAAGCAUGUUGGACAAGACAAUGCUCUUGCUUGUCUGUAUAAAACAGCAACAUUAAGUCGAUACUCUCGUCUUUUUUGGUAUCUUAAUGACUCUAUGAUCCUUUCGACCGGUCACUUUGGAUGGAUCAGCUCAUUAACACUUUGGAAUUUCAUACCAAUGGCCACAUUGUAUCGAGAUUCAAAUGGGACUGCGGUUGAAGGACUCUUCAGAUGUUGCCUUCUAGAUAGAGCUACAAACACUAUUUCCUCAUCUGUCUCAGUU